Zonotrichia leucophrys gambelii is the source of this 2064-nucleotide messenger RNA. It is a transcript of the gene SPRING1, whose product is annotated as SREBF pathway regulator in golgi 1. Lineage: Eukaryota; Metazoa; Chordata; Aves; Passeriformes; Passerellidae. The transcript is spliced from 5 exons. The coding region runs from base 90 to 707 and encodes 205 amino acids. The record is from RefSeq and is a predicted model, not a curated record. Gene Ontology annotation, biological process: positive regulation of SREBP signaling pathway.
GCCGCGCUGGGGCCGCGCUGGGGCCGCCCGGGGCUCGCUGCGCCCGCCGGUGAUGCCGGCCCCGGGCCCGCGCUGCCCCGAGCCCGGCCAUGGUGCCCUGCGGGGCUGUGCUCUGGCGGAGGCUGCUCCGGAAGCGCUGGGUGCUCGGCGUCGUGUUCGGGCUCUCGCUCGUCUACUUCAUCAGCAGCACCUUCAAGCAGGAAGAGAGGAUGGUGAGAGAUCGGACUCUCCUCCAAGUGCAGGAGCAUGAGCAGCCCAUCAUGUGGAAGGUGAAGUUCAGCUCGGGGAACAGCAGCCAGCUGAGCAACCAGUGCAGGAACUCUGUGCAGGGGAAGCUCCUCAUUACAGAUGAACUGGGCUACAUCUGUGAGAGGAAGGACCUGCUGGUGAAUGGCUGCUGCAAUGUGCACGUGCCCAGCACCAAGCUGUACAGCUGUGACAGCUGCCUGCCCAACGGCUGCUGCAGCAUCUACGAGUUCUGCGUGUCCUGCUGCCUGCAGCCCAGCAAGCAACACCUCCUGGAGCGGUUCUUGAACCGGGCGGCGAUGGCCUUCCAGAACCUCUUCAUGGCCGUGGAGGAUCACUUUGAGCUGUGUCUGGCCAAGUGCAGGACUUCAUCACAGAGUGUGCAGCAUGAGAACACCUACAGAGACCCAAUUGCCAAAUACUGCUAUGGGGAGUACCCCCCAGAGCUGCUGCCUGUCUGAGAGCUGCACAUCUGAGCAGCAGAGGAAGGAACUGGAACCUUGAAUCCAAAAGGACCAGACAGCAGCUGUUGCUUUACCAAAGCCUCGGUGUAAAAAACUUGCCUUGGGUGUGGGGGCAAACCCAGAAGAGAGGAAGUAAUGAACUUUUGAGACUGAAUCCUGCUUUCUUCAAUUUAUUGUGCACCUGCUUUGGAGUGCUGGUGCUGUGCUGCUGUGCCAGUGCAUUCUUUGAAUACUUCCUCUGAAUUUCAGGAAUCAUGGAGUCAAUCUAGGCUGUAGAACAUCAUGGGGAAAAUAUCUAAUGUGGCUUUGCAGCUGUAAAUGGAGGUUCAGUUGGGUCUCAGAGACUUUCCAGGGUGACAGAAGUAACUGGAGGACUUUUCCUUUCAGAGGGCAAAGCAUGCCCACUGUGCUUCUCUCUCUGGAGCCCUUCUUGGCGUGCAUGGUGUACACUACAUAUGUAAUUAUGAAUUAUUUAUUCAUUUUAUAUGGGUCACUGGCUGAAAGUACAGAUGCUUUGCAUAGCUAAUUGUGGAUGCCUUUCAGUCCCUGCUCUGCUGUGUCAGCUAGAAGGGAUAUUUUAGAUCCUGACUAAAGUUGGUAGGGGCUUUUUUCCUCCUUAGUCUAAAGGAAUUGUAUUGGGAUUUGUCACUAUAGUCAAUAUGUUCCUCGUAGUGAGUUUAACCAUUCAGAACUCCAAUGGAGUUGGUUCUGCCACAGUCUCAUAGCACAACAGAAGAGCAGGGAUCUGCCCAGGAUGGGAUGUUUAUUGUCUCUAAACACUUUCCUUGUUACUCUGCAGCAGUUUCCUCAAAGAGGAGUCCAGAUUUGUGAGCAGCUCUCUGCUGCCCACUUGCUGACAGGGAGCUGGGAAGAUUUGUUUGCUUGAACUUGUUCAGGCCUCGGUAUUUCAAAUUCACUCCUGGUUGUGCAGGAGGCCAAAGGGUGGAGCUGAGCUCCCCCAGCACCUUUCCCAGAGCUGCCUGUGCCUUUCCAGCCUGCUCCAGAUCCUGAAAUGUUUGACAUCUGCAUCUCAGGCAGCAAACAGCAGCUUCCUUUAAGCCCCUGGAACCCAUUGCACCAAAUUCCAGCUGAUCUUCACCUUUGACAAACGUAUUAAACAGGACUCAGUUAAGAAGACAAGAAUUCAUUAUCCCCUGCUUGCUUUACACAACCCAGUGCCCAGCUCCUGCCACUGUACCUCAGGCAAUGGGGAAAGGAAGACAGCAACCUGCGCCCGGGAGUUUAGGAUAAAAGGAGACUGCGUGCUCCGAAAUCUCGACAGAGACCCCACGGGGGUAUGGCGUAGCGGACUGUCUCCCUUUAUUCGAAUAAAGUUGCAGGACUCUUCUGUCUA